AACAAGGUCUUCACUCCUUACCAGCACAGCCAAGUCAUAAUUAUGUCUAAACACCGCCUAUUUCUACAAUGUAUCUUCUUAAAAUCUGAUUUUAAACCUAACCACAAUGCUUUGCUAGCCCUAUGCCUAAUAUUGACCUUAAAUGAACGCUAAAGUUUUUUUUACAUAGCCACAUUUGACUUUGUGGCUGUGGUAACUAGUGACAACCCAAGAACACCAGUGUGGCCAUAACAAAGCAAGACAUUGUUGAAUUUGAAUUUGGAGCAGAUAUUUAAGUUUUUGGGAAACGUGAACACAAAAAAUGGAGGAAGAUUUGCAUCUGCACAGUUCUUCUGGUAAAUGUGUUUUUGUCAAAUUUUCAGUUUUUAAAUUGUUAAAGUAGUCGUUGUGCAUAGAUGUUUGUUAAACUUUGAAAUCAAUUGUUUUUGUUUGGCGUACAUAAAAUAAUAAUAAUAAUGUUUACCCCCUUUUUCUCCCCAAUUUCGUGGUAUCCAAUUGCUGGUAGUUACUGUCCUGUCUCAUCGCUACAACUCCCGCACGGACUCGGGACAGGCGAGGUCGAGAGCCAUGCGUCCUCCGACACACAACCCAACCAAGCCGCACUGCUUCUUAACACAGCGCGCAUCCAACCCGGAAGCCAGCCGCACCAAUGUGUCGGAGGAAACAUCGUACACCUAGCGACCUGGUCAGCGUGCACUGCGCCCGGCCCGCCACAGGAGUCACUAGUGCGCGAUGAGACAAGGAUUUCCCUGCCAGUCAAACCCUCCCUAACCCGGACGACGCUAGGCCAAUUGUGCGCCGCCCCAUGGGCCUCCCGGUCACGUCCAGCUGCUCAAACCCAGAGUCUCUGGUGGCACAGCUAGCAUUACGAUGCAGUGCCUUAGACCACUGUGCCACCCGGGAGGCCUUGCUUGGCGUACAUUUUGAGUGAAAAAUCUGAGUCUCAGCUCAAUUCCGUUACUGUGGAAUUGCCUAGACUUGUCAUUAUGAUGAAUCAGAAUUUGAUGGUACAAUUUGGGUAGCUCUUAAUAAUCCAAGUGGGGUAUACCUAGUUUACAGGCAGCCCCCCUUGAGUUCUCAGCUGAUGGUACUGAUCUCAGCUGUCUCCCUCGUGAACUACAAUCCUGACGCUCUGUUUAAUCCUGACGUUUUGUGUCUAAACGAAAAUACGCCUCACUUGUGAUAUAGUUUUGGUUACCUUUGGAACUUAACUUUCAAAUAAGCGAGAAAGAAUCUUUCAAAUGCAAAGAUGCACCCGGCUGUUUUCACACAUGGCCUCGGCUACAACACAUCCUCUCACCUUACGAUUGCAUUUCCAUUGGACCAUUCCAAUGCACAUUUCCUGUGUUUCUCAAAAUACAGCCAGGUGCAACAUUCCUAAACUGCACACAAUAAGUGUAUAUUUUGUAUAAAAAUAAUUUCUCGCUUACACGUAUUUGCGUUUAGACAGAACAUUGUGGGGAGCAUCGGCAAAAUCUCUUCAGGCGGCAGACAGCUUCGUGAAUAGAUGGUAUAAUUAAGCAAUAAGGCAUGAGGGGGUGUGGUAUAUGGCCAAUAUACCACGGCUAAGGGCUGCUCUUAGGCACAACACAUUGCGGAGUGCAUGAACACAGCCCUUAGCCAUGGUAUAUUGGCCAUAUUCCACAAACCCCCGAGGUACCUUAUUGCUAUUAUAAACUGGUUACCAACGUAAUUAGAACAGUGAAGAUACAUGUUUUGUCUGAUACACCACUGCUGUCAGCCAAUCGGCAUUUAGGGCUGGAACCACCGAUUUGUAAUGUUUAAUACCAUUUACAGUCUAUUUGAAGUAUUCCAUAAUUAAAAUGGAUUGAUUGGUUUAUUGCCUGGUUUUCCCAAUCCAUAGUCUAAAUGAGAGGAUUACGACGCCUCUCCCAAGCCUCAGUGGCUAUGGUUUGGGGCAGGGUUCCCUGCAGACUAAACAGCAGAGGGGGACAACCCCCCGCUCCUUUGGGAGCGAGGAUUCUGACCAACCCUGAGGACGUCUUCCAGCAUAACAUGUGGGACCAUGUGAAAUGGUCUGAGGAAGAGAAAGAAAAAGCCAGACAAAAGGCAGACGAUAAUUCUAGCUUACGCAUUCCGUUAGAAGAGCAAGGCAAAUAUGACAUAGACGCCAGUAAAUACUGGGACAGCUUUUAUGAGACGCACCAGGACAAGUUCUUUAAAGAUCGCAAGUGGCUGUUCUUGGAGUUCCCAGAGCUUCUUCCUUUAGGGCUAGAGAGCAGUGCUACUGAGGAGAGACCAUGUGGUCUGCGGGCCCCAUGCCCAGAGCCUGGUGUGUCAGGCAGGGAGAAAGAGACGGGCCAGCAGCGGCAACAUGCACCCAGUCACCAGCACAUAGAUCCACUGAUUAGUGAUUGCCAGCAGUCCUGUAAUCAAGAUGGGAGAGACACUGCAGGGGCUGCUAGGCAGACCAGCUCUUUCCCAGGCGAACAUGCAACUUUCAGGAUCUUCGAGGUUGGAUGUGGGGCUGGUAACAGUGUGUAUCCUAUUGUCAGCUCUAUUAAAGACACAGGGGCAUUCUUAUACUGCUGUGACUUUUCCCCCCGUGCUGUCCAGCUGGUCAAGGACCACCCAGACUAUGACCAGUCUGUGUGUCACACCUUUGUUCAGGACGUCUGUGACGAGGUGGGCUCCUUUCCAUUCCCUCCACUGAGCCUGGAUGUUAUUCUGCUGGUCUUCGUGCUGUCCUCCAUUCACCCUGAGCGAGUCCAAGGAGUUGUGACCCGGUUGUCUCAAUUCCUGAAACCCGGAGGGAUACUCCUCUUCCGGGAUUAUGGCAGAUAUGACCUAUCACAACUACGGUUUAAAAAAGGUCGAUGCUUGUCAGAGAAUUUCUACUCAAGGGGAGAUGGAACGUGUGUUUAUUUUUUCACAAAAGAUGAAGUUCACAGUUUAUUUUCCAAUGCUGGUUUGGAAGAAAUUCAGAAUCUGGAGGAUAGGCGACUACAGGUGAACAGAGGGAAGAAAGUUGUAAUGCGCAGAGUGUGGAUGCAAAGCAAGUUUAAAAAACCUCAACCACUAGCACCACCAUUGUAGUCUACCACCACUGUCCCUGCUCGGAUGAACAUGUUGCCCCAGGUUGGCUUUAGCAAGGACUUGUCUAUCCAAAUCAGAGGUCAGAAGGAGGUCAUAAGCAUGUCUCAGUGCAGUGAGAUGUGUUAGUGUGAUGCAUUUACAGUACCACUGGGAUGGUCCAUUAUCGGGCUGAGGGAGUGGUCAACUAUUGUGCCAAGGAAGUACCUUCUGGUUGUUGUGUGCUAAUUAUGGGUUUCACAUGCCAUGUAUGUAAAACUCACUUUUUGUAGGGAGACAAAUGUAAUUUAUUUUUCUGGUUGAGUGUAUGCAUACAUAUACAUAUUUAAUUAAACAGUUUUAUAUGUUGUAUAAACCAAUGAAAUUAAAAUCUGUGAAUGAUACUGUCAUAAAAAUGACUUAUUUGUACCUUCCUUAAUUGGACAUUUAACAAAUCAUUAAAAUUGUACCUGCUAUA
Molecule: messenger RNA, 3511 nt
Organism: Oncorhynchus masou masou (cherry salmon)
Lineage: Eukaryota; Metazoa; Chordata; Actinopteri; Salmoniformes; Salmonidae
Product: tRNA N(3)-methylcytidine methyltransferase METTL2-like
Exons: 10
Coding region: 1870-3057 (395 amino acids)
Molecular function (GO): tRNA (cytidine-N3)-methyltransferase activity
Source: RefSeq, a predicted model, not a curated record